AUACCUACCCCCCAUUAUCUAUCCCGCGACAAUGACCGACCCCGACGCGGCCCUCAACAACUUCCCCCAAGACCCCUCCGACUUCGACUCCGACCCGCGCAUAUCCUUCUCCAAGCUCGACGACAAGUACAUCCUCGAAACAGACGACGGGAACGAAUUUGAGUGGAAUUCGGUGUUGAAGAGGUGGAUUCAGACGCUCGACGAAGACCUCCUCCGCAAACAACAAGAAGCGUAUAAAGUCGAAGGCGUGGAUGAAAAUGAGCAGAUUACAGCGCAGCAGUUGAAGAAGAAGCGGAAACAGCAGGCUGUCGAUGACGAACCCCAAAAACCCAAAAAACAGCGCACCAACACUGCCAUCUACAUAACCUCCCUCCCCCUCGACGCCACUUUUGCCGAAAUCCGCGACCUCUUUACAAAAUGCGGCGUCAUCGCCGAAGAAAUCGACAGCGGCCGCGAACGCAUCAAAAUGUACACCGACGACAACGGGGCCUUCAAGGGUGAAGCACUAGUUGUAUAUUUCAGACCUGAGUCUGUGAACCUUGCGAUACAGAUGCUUGAUGAUUCGGAUUUUCGAAUCGGGCAGACGGGGCCGACGGGAGCGAUGAGGGUGCAGGCUGCGGAUUUCUCGUUUAAGAGUCAGCGCGAGGCGCCGGUGCAGAGUAAUAAUAGGGAUAAGAAGAAGAUUAUUGCGAGGACACAGAAGUUGAAUAGUAAACUGGCGGACUGGGACGACGAUGACCCCUCGAUAAUGGCGAACACGAGCUCGAAGUUGGAAAAAGUUGUUAUUCUGAAACAUAUGUUCACAAUGGAUGAAAUCAAGGAGGACCCCACCGCCAUCCUUGACAUCAAACAAGACAUCCGCGAUGAAUGCUCCAAACUCGGCGAAAUAACCAACGUGGUUCUCUAUGACAAGGAACCAGAGGGCGUUGUCAGCGUGCGCUUUCAAGAGCCGGAAGCUGCCAGGGCUUGUAUUCAGGUAAUGGACGGCCGCUACUUCGCCGGCACCCGCGUCGAAGCAUACGUCUCGUCCGGAAAAGAAAAGUUCAAAAAGACUAACGAGAAACGUGAGGCACUCGAGGACAUGGCUGAACGCGGCAUCGAUGCGGAGGAUGAAGAGGAGGAGUCCCGACUGGAUGAAUUCGGGACGUGGUUGGAGAGUUCGCGUGUUGUUGAGAAUACGGCCAAGUAGCUUUCAAACCGGUGGAUUGUAUUAUAGAACAAUUGUAUCCUUAAUGUGAAGAUCACUAGAGUCUACAAGGCAAAAAAACCCAGUAAGUCGUG
Molecule: messenger RNA, 1281 nt
Organism: Aspergillus glaucus CBS 516.65
Lineage: Eukaryota; Fungi; Ascomycota; Eurotiomycetes; Eurotiales; Aspergillaceae
Product: U2 snRNP complex subunit CUS2
Exons: 6
Coding region: 32-1189 (385 amino acids)
Biological process (GO): mRNA splicing, via spliceosome
Cellular component (GO): U2 snRNP; U2-type spliceosomal complex
Molecular function (GO): RNA binding
Source: RefSeq, a predicted model, not a curated record